Molecule: messenger RNA, 3162 nt
Organism: Hypoxylon fragiforme
Lineage: Eukaryota; Fungi; Ascomycota; Sordariomycetes; Xylariales; Hypoxylaceae
Product: P-loop containing nucleoside triphosphate hydrolase protein
Exons: 2
Coding region: 495-2867 (790 amino acids)
Biological process (GO): mitochondrial RNA 3'-end processing; RNA catabolic process
Cellular component (GO): mitochondrial degradosome
Molecular function (GO): hydrolase activity, acting on acid anhydrides; ATP binding; RNA helicase activity
Source: RefSeq, a predicted model, not a curated record
AGAUAGGUAAAGAUAGGUAGCACCGUAGCACCGCCUUACCUAGUCAGUAUUAGCUCUCCCGGGGUCAUGCACGAAGUACGUCGUAAGUACGUAGUAUGUACAGUAACAAAGCGGAUAAACUACGGCGUUACCGAUAACCAACAAAAGUAGCCAAAACUUUAAGAAAUUUCAUAUCGAUAGUACAUAUGUAACUAUCAUCGUGGGGUCAAUUACAAAAAAAAAAAAAAAAGUUGUUAGAUAACUUAAGAGCACUUGAAGAAGAAAAAAAAAGUUAAUUUUUUACAUAUGCAGGGUAGGGUACUGUACCUAGCAAUUGACUACGCUAUCACAUAACUACAUAUACGUACGAUUUAUUAUUCGCCUCGUAUCUUCAACUCUUCAACUCUUCAACCCCUCCAAGUUCAAAAUUGGUCGUCAAUUCUUGACCUACUCCCUUGCAAAUAUCCAUGAAGAGGGAAUCAGUCCUAACAUGAUUCCCGAAUUGCGCACCUCUCAUGUGUGCAAUGCGCCUCCUCCUCAGAACUGCACCGGCUAAGCCAAGCUGCGCAGCAGUUCUUGCCUUUCGCAAACAUGCCUUCACAACCUCCAGCUCCCUUGCGAGGGUUCCCUCCAAGAAGAGAUCAUAUCAGCCCAAAACUCCACAUAGCCCAUUUAAGCAAUCAUCCAUGAUUGCCGACAAGCUCAGAACCGCCCAAAACCCCGGCGUGACCAGAAAGACAUAUUCUCUUUUCCGAAAUAAAGCACUCGACAGGUUUGACUUGGUGAUGAGCACAUCGCGUAGCUGGGCAGCCAAGAAUAAAGAGUACCAAGGCUUCGGCCUCAAUUCAAAACUUGAUCUAGAGCGGGAGAUCAAGUUGUUUAGGAUAACGAUCGAGCAAGCUUUUCAUCUUGCCAGCCAAAAACAUGCCAUUUCCAAGGCCGAGAAUCCUCUCUUUUGGGCUCUUCGUAACGCCUUCAUUGAAAGGGAUAUGACCGGGCUGGCCGACGAGUUAGUAUAUGGCUUUCAGAACUUCCUUAUGCGCUCCAGAUUCCCCAAGAACAUCCUAGAAACACAUAAGACCCUCGCCGACUUUCGCUACCCAUACGAAUGGUUCCCCGCCACCAGAGCUUUACAGCGCACAAUUCAUCUACACGUCGGCCCCACAAACUCGGGGAAGACCUAUAAUGCCCUCAAGGCGCUUGAAAAUGCGAAUUCGGGCAUCUACGCAGGCCCACUCCGGCUGUUGGCACAUGAAGUCUAUACUCGAUUUAUCGCCAAGGGCAAGAAAUGUGCUCUGAUCACCGGCGAGGAGCAGCGCAUCCCUGAGAACGAGGACGUUUAUUUCAGGAGCUGUACUGUAGAAAUGACCCCUCUCAACCAUGUGGUUGAUGUUGCGGUUAUUGAUGAGAUCCAAAUGAUUGGAGAUGUCGAAAGAGGGUGGGCAUGGACCCAAGCAUUCCUCGGUGUCCAGGCCAAAGAGGUUCACCUCUGCGGAGAAGAGCGCACCGUGGAACUGAUCGAAUCCCUUUGUAAGACCAUCGGCGAUAAAUGUGUUAUCCAUCGCUACAACAGGCUUAGCCCGUUGGUACCUAUGGACAAGUCCAUAGAUAAUGACUUCAAGCAUCUCGAAAAGGGCGAUGCCGUGGUCACGUUUUCCCGAGUCGGCAUACACGCAAUCAAGAAGAGAAUAGAGCAGACCACAAAACGACGGUGUGCCAUGGUCUAUGGCUCAUUACCACCAGAGACACGCGCUCAGCAAGCCGCACUUUUCAACGACCCUGACAACGACUAUGAUUUCCUCGUCGCCAGUGAUGCCAUUGGCAUGGGUCUCAACCUAGAGGUGAAGCGCGUCAUCUUCGAGACAACACAUAAGCGUACCAAGAACGGUUAUCGGGUGAUGACAACUUCAGAGUUGAAGCAAAUAGGAGGUAGAGCUGGUCGUUAUAAAACGGCACGCCAGGCGAAUAUAGCUGGCCCAGAAUCUAGCACAAACGAAGAAGGGGUUCGCCCUAAAUCGGAAGCUGGCCUGCCUGGGUACGUCACAACUAUGGACGCUGCCGAUUUAGAAAAUGUUAAGAAAGCAUUUGCGACUGACGCUGAACCUAUUCGAUCUGCCGGUAUACAACCCCCGCCGUCCGUGAUUGAGCGGUUAUCGUCGUAUUUCCCUCCCAACACCCCCUUUAGCUACAUUUUGAACCGGCUGCGAGAUAUCGCACAAACUUCUUCGAGGUUUCACCUCUGUUUUAUGGGGGAGAUGUUGGAAAUUGCCGAAUUGAUCCAACCUUUCCCUAUGUCGGUUUAUGAUCGUUGCGUAUUCUUGAAUGCGCCGGCCUACCUGCGAGGAGACAAUGGGGCGGUCAUAUUGCAGGCCUUUGCUAAGUGUGUCUCCCGCAUGGAAGGUGGCAGUCUCGUUGAUAUUCCAGAAGUCAAUUUAGAACUUCUCGAUCAAAACGAAACGCAUUAUUCUCCAGCGGAAUAUUUGAAAAAGCUAGAAGGCCUUCACAAGACGAUCACUUUGUACCUUUGGCUAAGCUAUCGGUAUUCAGGAGUAUUUUGCAGUCAGAACCUUGCAUUUCAUGUGAAGGAGAUUGUGGAGACUAAGAUCGAUACUCAUCUAAGCAAGGUCGACACCUCCGAGUCUAAGCGUGCAGCAAGACUAAAAGCUAUGAGGAGCAUGGCUUCGGCAUCAGAAAAGAAGAAGAAGGUGAUGCUAGGCGACGAUGGCGAACUAGACGGCCCCAAACACGAAUUGCUUGGGAAAUGGGACGAAGAUGGGCAUGAAGAACCCAUAAUCGAGGACCCUAUGGAAGUAGAACCUUUGACCCGGUCACGGCGGGACUCUACUCAUGGUCGGAAUGAUCGAGCCCAUGCUACCGCAAGCUCGUAGCAGCAAUUAAAACAAUCUAUGUACAAUAUAAGCAGUAUAUGACAUCUCAUAUACGUGUAUGUAUAAUAUUGUAUUCGUAUAUUUUGGGGCAGUACGUGUCUAACAAUGAAGCAAUCCCCAAUCCCCAAUUCCCAAUUCCUAACUCUCCUAGACCCCUUUAUGGAAUUUACAUUAUGCAAGGGAGUGCAUGGUAGCUUCACUAUCUUGAAGGCAACCUUAAGGAAGGAAGCCUUAAGCCUAAGAAAGGCCCUUUCCAACUCCAUGUGUUCUUUUUCUAGUAUGUAGGUACCUACUA